Messenger RNA from Diaporthe amygdali, 981 nucleotides. RefSeq lists its product as uncharacterized. The transcript has 4 exons. The record is from RefSeq and is a predicted model, not a curated record. NCBI's taxonomy places the organism in Eukaryota, Fungi, Ascomycota, Sordariomycetes, Diaporthales, Diaporthaceae. Bases 1 to 981 code for a protein of 326 amino acids.
AUGUCUUACACUUACGGAGCCGAAACGACGGCGGAGGAACUGGUCAGCCGCCUUGGCGACCAAAUCAAGGGCAAGGUAAUUUUGACGACCGGUGUGUCCCCCGGCAGUCUGGGUGCGGUCUUCCUCGACAGCAUCGCUAGCGCAAAACCUGGGCUUUUGAUUCUGGCUAGCCGCAACCUCAGCAAGGUGCAAAAGACGGCCGAUGCGCUGGCCUCUACUCACCCCAGCGUCCAGACACGCCCCCUCCAGCUGGACCUUGGCUCUUUCGCCGCCGUCCGCGAGUCUGCUGCUGUAGUCAACGGCUGGGACGAUGUUCCCAAAAUCGACGUUCUCGUCAACAAUGCCGGAAUCAUGGGGGUCGACUUCACCCUCACCCCGGAUGGGCAUGAGUCGACUUUUGCAACGAACCACCUGGGCCCGUUCCUGUUCACCAAUCUCAUAAUGGGCAAGCUGCUUGCAGCUGAGAAACCCAGAGUCAUCAAUAUUAGCAGCGAUGGUCACCGCCUGAAUCCCAUCCGCUGGGGCGACUACAACUUUCAUAACGGAGAGACCUACAAUAAAUGGUUUGCCUAUGGGCAGUCUAAGACUGCCAACAUGCUGAUGGCUAUUUCCCUGGCUCAAAAGCUGGGGCCCAAGCUGCUGGCCUUUAGCCUGCACCCCGGCACAAUCAUGACCAACCUGACAACCCAUCUAGUCUCGGAGGACGGCUGGCUAGAAGUCGUUCGCGCAUCCGACAAAGUACUCGGCAAUUCUGAUGGCUGGAAAGACUAUAGCUGGAAGACGGAGCAGCAGGGCGCCGCGACACACGUGUUCGCGUCAUUUGACACCAGCAUAUCAGAAAACAACGGUGCAUACUUGGACGACUGCCACGUGGCGGACCCGUGGACGCAGACGGUGAGGCCUUGGGGCACCAGCCCCAUCGAGGCGGAGAGGCUGUGGAAGUUGAGUGAACAGCUGGUCGGGCAGUCAUUUGACUACUGA